This is a messenger RNA of Gymnogyps californianus (California condor), 2507 nucleotides long. RefSeq names its product tumor necrosis factor receptor superfamily member 10A-like. Lineage: Eukaryota; Metazoa; Chordata; Aves; Accipitriformes; Cathartidae. The record is from RefSeq and is a predicted model, not a curated record. The transcript has 11 exons. Gene Ontology annotation, molecular function: protein binding. Bases 1 to 1248 code for a protein of 415 amino acids. Gene Ontology annotation, biological process: positive regulation of apoptotic process; TRAIL-activated apoptotic signaling pathway. Gene Ontology annotation, cellular component: cell surface; plasma membrane.
AUGCGCUCGGCGCUGCGCGGCGCGCCCCGACGGCGCUGCCUCCUGCUGGUGCUGGUGCUGGUCACGGGGGCUGCUUCGAGAACUUCUGCAGCAGCACUGGAUAGGAGGGACAAGUUGGAUCCCUUGGACCCAAGCAGGGCAGGGGAAGAGUUUUACCAAGUCCAAGACAGCGAUCGCUAUUGCAAGAAGUGCCCCGCGGGCACGUACGUUGCAGAGCACUGUAAAGAGCAAAAUGGCUCCAGCAAGUGUUUGCCAUGUAAAGAAGAUGAAUACAUUGAAUACCCAAAUGACUUUCCCAAGUGCCUUGGCUGCCGGACGUGUAGGGAAGAUCAGGUGGAGCUGAGUCCCUGCCAAGCAGUCAGGGACACGCAGUGCGCCUGCAGGAACGGCACCUUCUGCUCCCCGGACCACCCCUGCGAGAUGUGCCAGAAGUGCCGGCCCCGGUGUCCCAAGGACGAAGUGGAGCAGGCUCCCUGCACGCCGCACAGCGACCGCCAGUGCGGUCCUCCCACCGGCACCUUCUCCGACUCCUCUAACCACUUGAUCGUGACCAUCACAGUGGCAGUAGUUGUGAUCCUGUUUGUGCUCUCCAUCGUCGUAUGGAAGUGCUGCUGCCGCCGUUCCCCAGGGGACGGGAGAGACCUGAGCGGGAAGUCCUGCAGCGUGAUGGGCUACCUGCUGCGGCAGCUGAUGUACCAGAGACGGGGCCUGGGAACGCAGGACAACAUCCGCAACGAGCGGUUCUCCCGGGAUCAGCUGCUCCCCAGGGCGUCGGGUUCGGUGACUCCCAGCGCCCCGGGACCGGAGGUGAUGUUGCCGAGGACCUCGUGUCCCAGUGUGAAACCCAGGAGGAAUCUGGUUCCAGUGGAAGGAACAGACCCUGUUAUCCUUCUGCGACGCUCUUUUGACAUCUUUGCCCGAGACGUGCCCUACAAGGACUGGAAGAGAUACGGCCGAGCCCUUGAUCUGCUGGAGAACGACAUUGCCCUCGCGGAGAUGAACGACAGGUAUUCGCUGGAGCCCUUCUUCCAGAUGCUCAACACGUGGCAGAACAGACAAGGGAUGAACGCCUCCGUGAACACGCUGCUGGAGACCCUGCACCAGAUCAAUCUUGGAGGGAUUGCAGAGGACAUCUCCUCCAAGCUGGUCCAGCAGGGAUCUUUCCAAUAUGAACCAUUGUACAGUUCAGCUGAGCCCAGAGGAGUUGAUCCUCUCAUGAAGUACAGACCUCGUGAUCCUCUCUGCUGAAGCUACAGGCUUGAUGUCGGUGCUUCCUUAUGAAAUCCAAGCUGGUGCCUUGAUUUCACUGGGUCAAUGCAAAGAGCCUGAAACUAUUGCAAGCUGCCUCUGGGACUGUUCCGCUUGAAAGCGCUGGUACUAUACGGACAUCUUCAGGAUCAGUGCAGGGAAGGCCUUUGCAGGUUGUAGGCAUCCCUGUGGUUUUUAACUGGAUCAUCCCUUUUUUGGGGGGGUUCCUGGCAUCACGCAAUGGCUUCUGCUUGUAGGACAUCUCUAAGAUUGCCAGCUAGCUUCAUACUGUAUGGUGGGUGGGCAAGCAUUAACUGGGUUCUUGGGUUACUUUCUCGAAGCUGUUGAUUGAAUAGCAUUUUAGCUGAUAGUGGUUCUGCUUGCUGUUAGGAAUCAGUUUGAAACUGGAUUUUGAGGGGAGGGUGGGAAUGAUUUACUUGCUCGCUGAUCACUCAGGCAGGGUUGCCUAAGAAAAGGGUCAGUGCAGGGAGCGAGUGAGCUCCUCCUCGGAGCAGGAUGGGGAACGUGGGCAGCAAACUAUCGCUGUGCCAGAAACCUUCUCCAUGACCUUGGUCAAGUCGGUUAGUUCCCGUUCCCUUGGCCGUGGGGUGGCUUUGCUGUCCCUGUCUGCCUCCAGCCAGCAUGGAAAGGUGAAUGCACUGAGGUCCGAGCAUGACUGUGGGUACCCGCCAUCCAUCCUCCAGCUGGAUGGGUUGCUCCUCAAACACUUUGCCCCUUGCUCUGGCUCUCACACAUAGCUCAGGGACAACUUGGCUGGAAAAACUACUGCAUUACUUGAGCUGGCUACAUGUGCUGCCAUCCCGGUACAGCCCAGCCCACCAGGAUCUACCGGACUAGAUGAUCUUUAAGGUCCAUUCCAACCGAAACCAUUCCAUGGUUCUAUGACCUUCCCUAGCACGGUGGGAGAGUGCGAGGGGCAUCGCCAGCCCCUCUCCACGGCCGGGGCUGCCCUGUGCCGCAAAGCGCCCGUCCCUCCCGCUGCCACCCUUUCUCCCCCCUCCUCACCAACACUUAAAAAAAUCCUGUCUGUAAAACACAAGCAGAAAGUUUGUAUUUAUGUAUUUAUUUAGUAAUUGUAAACGUGUACAUAUAUUAACUUAAAAGCUAAUAUAAAAAUAGGAUUGUUUUUUUUUACUAUGCAUGAUUGUGUGUUUUUAUACAGAGCUCUGGCCCAGCCAGUUUGCUAUUUCCAGUUUUUAUAUGUCUCUUAUGAAGGAAGAAUAAACUUUUAAAAAAUC